Messenger RNA from Rhizopus microsporus ATCC 52813, 747 nucleotides. RefSeq names its product Yip1-domain-containing protein. The transcript has 7 exons. Gene Ontology annotation, cellular component: trans-Golgi network; membrane. Gene Ontology annotation, biological process: endoplasmic reticulum to Golgi vesicle-mediated transport. The record is from RefSeq and is a predicted model, not a curated record. NCBI's taxonomy places the organism in Eukaryota, Fungi, Mucoromycota, Mucoromycetes, Mucorales, Rhizopodaceae. The coding region runs from base 1 to 747 and encodes 248 amino acids.
AUGCUCGGCCAAAACGAGGAACAGUACGAUAACCCCUUUGCUCGACAAAACGAAACAUUUGACUUUUAUCAGGACAGAACUAUCGAGCCUGACACUGACCCUGUUCGACAACAAACAGAACCACUAAUAAACCCAUUUGCCAAUGUGAGUGGAAAGAUUGGAUCAACAGAAUCUACAAGUUAUAGCGAACCAGCUUAUGAUGCCACUUAUACAGGGGAAGACACAUUGGAUGAACCUGUUUCUGUUACCAUCCUUCGUGAUGUAAAACAAGUAGGAAGGAAAUUACAACAAGUGCUGAAUCCAAGAGGUGACAGAGGCGUGCUGAAAGAUUGGGACUUAUGGGGACCAUUGAUACUUUGUUUGACUUUGGCAAUAACACUAAGCACUAGUGUACCUUCAAAUCAAUCAGUACCCAUAUUCACUGGAGUCUUUGUUAUAGUGUGGAUAGGCGCGGCUGUUGUAACCAUAAAUGCAAAACUAUUAGGUGGAGCAGUAUCCUUUUUCCAAUCAGUAUGCGUUAUCGGAUACUGUUUAUUUCCUCUUGUCUUGGUGGCAAUCAUAUCCAUCUUUAUCACCACGGUCUGGUUCAGAGUACCUAGCUCGCUAAUGGCAUUCGCAUGGUCGACCUAUGCCGCCUUGGGAUUUCUAUCCGAAUCAAAAGCUCAUUUAGCCAAUAGACAUGCAUUAGCAGUGUAUCCAUUAUUCUUAUUUUAUCUUCUCAUCGCAUGGUUAGUUGCUGUUUCAUAA